AUGGCAGAGGAGGGUUUUCAGCUGGCAAAGAUAUGCUGGUCACUUGUGUUGAUUGGUAUAAUCAGUGUCUUAAUGCGAUUGGUUAAGGAGAUGUGGCUGAAGCCUGCAAGGAUUCGAUCAGCGCUUUGGAGGCAAGGCAUCAGAGGGCCAGCACCUUCCUUCAUUUUUGGUAAUGUUUCAGAGAUGAAGAAGAUUCAAUCCAGCAAUAUCAACAUCAAUCAGAAACCAUCUGGUGUUAAACGAGUGCAGCACAACUGGGUUCCCUCAUUCUUUCCUUAUCUUCAGCAAUGGGAGCAGCAGUAUGGUCAAGUGUACAUGUACUCAACGGGGAGCAAGCAACACUUGUAUGUGAGCGAUCCCAAGUUGUUAAGGGAGCUGAAACUGCACAACUCCUUGGAUUUGGGCAGACCUACAUAUCUGAGUAAGCCAAUGCAGCCAUUGCUAGGUGACAGCGUUAUCCGGGCCAACGGAGAAGAAUGGGCAUACCAGAAGAAAAUCAUUGCUCCUGAAUUCUUCCUCGACAAGGUUAAGGGCAUGGUGGGUCUGAUGGAGGAAUCUACAAAGGCAAUAAUUAAGACAUGGGAGAGCCGUAUACUAGAAAGUGAGGAGGGCAUUGUGGACAUAACAAUUGAUGAGGAUUUGAAAAGCCUCUCUGCUGAUAUCAUAUCAAGAGCUUGUUUUGGCAGCUCUUACUCCCAAGGCAACCAGAUUUUUGCAAAGAUUGCUACCCUCCAGGACACCUUGUCCCAUCCAAGUUUGCUCUUUGGCUUUCUCAAUUUUAGAUUCCUUCCCACAGAAAAUGACAAGAAGGUAAGGAGUUUAAAGAAAGAGGUGGACGCUUUGUUGCUCAAAUUAGUGAGGGAUCGUCAGGCUGAAAGCCAAUCGUGUGGCACAUCAGAAAAGGACUUAUUACAAAUGAUACUUGAAAGUGCUGCUUCUAGCACUGAAAUGCCUAGCCACAAAACAGACCAAUUUAUUCUGGACAAUUGCAGAACUAUCUACUUUGCAGGAUCUGAGACCACUGCUCUUGCAGCAUCCUGGACCUUGAUGCUAUUGGCAUUACAACCCGAAUGGCAAGAUCGUGUUCGUGCGGAGAUUUUUGAGGUCUGUGGGGAUGAUGAUCAACUGCAUCAUUGCCUGCAAGACAUGGACACCUUACGCAAAUUGAAAACGCUGACAAUGGUUAUUCAAGAGAGCCUUCGGCUUUAUGGACCGGGAGUCAUAAUGGCUAGGGAAGCUCUUACAAACAUGAAGUUGGGGGACUUAGAUGUGCCAGAAGGCAUCCACAUAUGGACAUUCAUUCCAGCACUGCACCGUGACUCCGAAAAUUGGGGUUCAGAUGCUGAUGAGUUUAAGCCAGAGAGGUUUGAAAAUGGGGUAUCCGAAUCGUGCAAGUAUCCCCAAGCAUACAUGCCAUUUGGUUAUGGGAGCCGAUUGUGCAUGGGCCAGACAUUUGCCAUGCUGCAGCUGAAGAUAGUGCUCUCCCUCAUUCUGUCCAAGUUCUCAUUUUCCCUUUCUCCAAAUUAUCAACAUUGCCCUGUUUACAAAAUUUUGCUGCUGCCUCAACAUGGAAUCAAACUCCUUGUUAGGCGUGUGCAAUGA
This is a messenger RNA of Prunus dulcis (almond), 1602 nucleotides long. Its product is annotated as cytochrome P450 714A1-like. Gene Ontology annotation, molecular function: iron ion binding; heme binding; monooxygenase activity. The transcript has 5 exons. Lineage: Eukaryota; Viridiplantae; Streptophyta; Magnoliopsida; Rosales; Rosaceae. The record is from RefSeq and is a predicted model, not a curated record. The coding region runs from base 1 to 1602 and encodes 533 amino acids.